This is a messenger RNA of Cryptomeria japonica (Japanese cedar), 1170 nucleotides long. Its product is annotated as (R)-mandelonitrile lyase-like. The transcript is spliced from 3 exons. Bases 1 to 1170 code for a protein of 389 amino acids. Gene Ontology annotation, molecular function: oxidoreductase activity, acting on CH-OH group of donors; flavin adenine dinucleotide binding. The record is from RefSeq and is a predicted model, not a curated record. Lineage: Eukaryota; Viridiplantae; Streptophyta; Pinopsida; Cupressales; Cupressaceae.
AUGAAGUGGGAUGAGAAACUUGUGAAUGAAUCAUAUGAAUGGGUUGAGAAGUCAAUUAUCUUCAAACAAUACAAGCUCUUUCCUUGGAAUUCUGCUUUCAAGAAUGGGCUUCUUCAAGUAGGAGUUCUUCCUUACAAUGGAUAUACUUUGGAUCAUUUGGAGGGCACCAAGAUCAGUGGCUCCAUUUUUGACAAGAACGGAAAGAGACAUUCGGCCGCAGAUCUUCUCCAGCAUGCAAAUCCAGAAAAUAUCGUAGUUCUUCUGAAUGCUACUGCCAGUAGAAUCCUCUUCACUUCGGUAUCAGGAAAGCUCAAGGCUAGUGGAGUGGAGUUCAAAAGCAAUGAUGUUGUCCUUCCUUAUCAAGUAUCACUUAACCAAUUGUCAACCAAUAGUGAGGUGAUUUUGUCAGCAGGAAGCAUAGGUAGCCCUCAACUUCUCCUCUUAAGUGGAAUUGGUCCAAAAGAACAACUUAAAAAAUUGAAUAUUACUAUUCUUUUAGAUUUACCUUUAGUAGGAAAAAAUGUUCAAGACAAUCCAAGUACAGGGUUCCUUGUAGAAUCCCCAAAACCACUUGAUUUUUCUUAUUCACAAGUAGUUGGCAUUCUAGAUGAUUCACAAGUAUACAUGGAGGGUGGUAGCUAUAUCCAACGAAAUAUUACAAGUAUACAACAUUUAGGUCUUGUAAGGGGUAAAGUGGCAUUUCCCAUAUCAAGGGGUGAUCUUUGGCUUAAAAGCAUAGACCCUCAAGAUAAUCCCUAUGUUCGCUACAACUACUAUUCACACCCUUUUGAUUUGAAAAAAUGUAUGUUUUGUGUGAAAAUUAUGAUUAAUCUAAGUAUGUCAUCUCCUAUUCAACAGUUUGCAUUUACUAAUAACAAACAUAUGAAAACACUUCAAUACAUUGGGACAAGCUUACCAAAUAAUCCACUAAACAAUUCUGCCUUGGCCAAGUAUUGUAAUGAUACACUAGAUACAUAUAACCAUUACCAUGGAGGAUGUCAAGUUGGUUUGGUAGUUGACAGAAGGUAUCAAGUUAAAGGUGUUGAUAAUCUAAGGGUUGUGGAUGGUUCAAUUUUUAAGGAUUCUCUUGGUACCAAUCCACAAGCCACUAUCCUCAUGCUUGGAAGGUAUAUGGGAAUUCAAAUCCUUCAAGAGCGUAACAAUCCAUGA